AUCUCACUCAAGGACGCAAUCUUCCUCACGGGCUAGACCGUUAUUUUAGUUUCGUUUAGAGGAAUACAAUUCACGUUGAAGCAAAAGGAAUAACGAUGUCAACAGUGUAAUUAUUUUUCUAAGCUUCUGGGCUAGAGACAGAGACAGGCACGGCAACAGAUGGUACCAUGUGAAUGACUGGGGACCAUGAAGUACACACGCAAACUGCUGUUUGUCCUGUGUCCCAUGCUGGUCCUGGUGUUCAUCUACUUCUCCUCUAGAAAGCUGCAUCUACACGUCUGGGGCCCCAAGUCACAUGUAGAUGUGGAGCCAACUGUCGCUCUAACAGUCACAAAACCUAAACCUAAACCUAAAGUGGCUACAGAGUUGGAAUCAGAGGCCAGCAUCUCCGUGGGACAAGUAGUAGGCGCAGUGUACGACCAGCAGGGCUUCUUGCUGAAGCUGGAUGGAAAACUACCGAUGGAGUUGGUGUACAAGUACGGAAACCUCAGCAGUGGGACCUGCAAGCCUGGCUACGCCGCUGCCAAGAUGACUGCUAUCUAUCCAAAGUUUGUCAAGCCAGCACCCAUGUUCCUGGACCAAAACUUUAAGCGCUUAGCAAAAGUCUUCAAUUACUUACCUCCAUUUGGGUUUAAGACUCAAGAAAAAACAAUAGACACGAUUUUAACUGCCACAAAGAAUUAUGGGCUGGGUCCAGAACUUGACAGUUUAAGUUGUAAGCGGUGUAUAAUAGUAGGAAAUGGGGGAAUCCUUGCCAACAAGUCUCUGGGCUCCCAUAUUGAUGAAUAUGAUAUAGUGGUGAGGUUAAACGAGGCUCCUGUGAGUGGUUAUACCAAGGAUGUGGGCACUAAGACAACCAUGAGAAUAACGUACCCAGAGGGGGCCAUCCAGAAGCCUGAACGCUACGAGAAGGACUCCCUCUUCAUCUUCUCCGCCUUCAAACCUCUCGACUUUAAGUGGCUGAAACAUGUGAUCUUCAGGGAGAGACUGGGUACAGAGGGCUUCUGGAAAUCUGUGGCCCAUUAUGUGCCCAGGGAGCCCUCAGAGAUGCGCAUCCUCAACCCUUAUUUCAUCCAGGAAGCCGCCUUCCAGUUCAUCGGCCUGCCUCUGAACAACGGCCUUAUGGGCAAAGGGAACAUUCCAACACUGGGUACCGUCGCCAUAACAAUGGCCCUGCAUAACUGCGAUGAGGUUGCCGUUGCUGGCUUUGGCUACGACAUGAAUACGCCUCACGCCCCCUUGCACUACUAUGAAAAAGUAAAGAUGUCUGCCAUCAGAGAGUCAUGGACUCACAACAUCUUAAAGGAGAAGGAGUUUCUCCAGAAGCUGGUCAAGGCCAGAGUCAUUACUGACCUGACAAAGGGGAUCUAAGUCUCAGCCAAGGUGUGUGCCUUUCCCUCAAGCACGCCAAACUGGGGUUGCUGAGAAAUGCAGGCCAUGGGGCGGAGAGCAUUGGGGCGUUGGGCUGUGGCAGGUGGGGCAAUGACGCCUCAGCAGGAUACGCAUACGUGCCUUCUGACGUAGAGACCUCCUGUGAGUGGGACAUCCGAGCCUGAGGUGUCCUCGAACGUCUCAGGAGAGCGCGGAUCCCCGACGCUUUUUCGUCCUCGCCCCACGACUCAACGACGCGAACGGCCUCAGAGGCAGGGCCGGUGGCGAAUGGAUUCGGCCCUACAGGACAGAAACUCGACUGAUUGUGCCAAACGUACCUCUUCCAGAGGAGGAAGCCUCUGCCUUCCUUCACAGCAUGAAUGUAUUCACUGUAUAAAUAUCAAAGCUUUUUAUGGUGUAUUUUAUCAACGUAACAAAUCACCCCUCCCAACCCAGACAGCCCUGCCUUCAUGGGAGCCUCUCAGUCUGGGUGCCUCCGGGUCAAAUCGGGCUGCUCUGGGUCAGUCUGGGCCACUCCGGGUCGCUCCGGGCCACGCCAGGCACAUCCUGCAUCUGCAGCCUCAAGGUCCAAGCGCGGCCUUCAUGUAAAACCCUCUCGUCUGAGCCUUGGAGGCCCCCUCCUCUCCAUCAUGAGAAAAGAGUAUUGUCAUUUCUUUUCUUUCCAAGGAAUGAAAGUUCUUUUUAAGUUAUUUAUUUUGGUACAAGAGUGUAGGCCUUAACUGGAUUUUGGAAGUUUUUGCCUCUCUUCAAUGGGGGGCGUGUCUUAAUUGUUUAUUUUAUUAUCUUCUUUCUUAUCUUUUUUCCCUUCCCUUGUUUUAAUUGCUGUUGUGUACUCUCUCUGCACAUCAUGUAAAGCAGUGAUACCGGCCUUGCAAAAUUCAUCCUUCAUUAAGGUAAGCUGCCACACCACGUUCUGCCUCUGUGUCUCUGAAUGUACCCAAGCACAAGCCUGGGAAUACCAAGGUUUACUUUUUAUACAUUAUCGGCUCUGCAAGGUGACAGUUGUUUUCCAAACAAUUCCUGUUUUGUGAGAAUUACAGUCUGUAUUUCUAAGGAUUUCUGUGGAGAUUCCGACUGUGGUCCUUUUCAGUUUCAUACAGAUGGGAAAUCUGGUUCAUUAUGUGAGACAGGUUAACACAGCCAGGCUUACCCAGUUGGGUGGACACUGCCCACUGUAACAGAAACCUCUUCAUUAUUUCGCAUGUUGGUCAUCACAAGAGGCAAGAACAACAAAAAUUGGUGCAUUCAUACAAUAUAGUAUGUCACCAAGUAGCGCUAGCAUUUUCAUAAAAAUGGAAGGAUUAUAUUUAAUUAAAGAAGGUAAAAAGUGUUAAUUUUUCUUUAUAUCUAAAUAUAUAUAUAUAUAUAUAUAUAUAUAUAUAUAAAAUAUAUAAUAUAAUAUAUCUUCAAUGACAUAAUAAAUGUGUUGGCCAGUUGGGCCCUUUUUUAAUUGAAUUCACAACUUGGGUGUAUUUAUCUAAGCCAAGUCUGACCAUCCUCAAAUGUUGUCUCUUUGUCCCAUUGUUUUGUUUUACACCUGCACUGCCAUGAAAAGCACGCAGAGGUAAAUGUGGUUGGAAAAACCUUGCUUGUCCCACCGAGCUAACGUGAUAUUUAUUUAUGUUUGAAGGUCUGUGUAAAACUGGAUACAAAGUAUCUGAAUCUCAUGCCAAAGACGUAUGCAGUAAUGUAGUAUUUUGAAGUGCUUCCUAAUCCGUGUUUGCCUGUCUGUCCACCCUUGUUGGAAAGUGGGUAUGAUUUAACGUCCGACGUUUCCUUCUCAUUUAAGAUGUUCUGAGUCCAGGACUGAUUUAUUACUACAGUGUUGCCUGAGAUAUUUGACCAGUCGCGUGCUGUCUCAUAGAGUUGGGUCAAUAGCUCUGGCAUGCCAACAAACUGGAAUCUGAGUUGCUAGAGGGACGUGGACCACAAUGUCAAGUCCUGAAGCUGGCGCAUUCGAAGAGACCUGUCAAACCAACAGCCGGCUCAUCUUUUGACCAGAAUAUGCCUGGAAAUGUCGGCUUUCAAAUUGUGUUUAAAAAAAACAACAACAAAAAAUAAGUAAAUAAAUGACAACUGACAAAAUUGAA
This is a messenger RNA of Electrophorus electricus (electric eel), 3482 nucleotides long. NCBI's taxonomy places the organism in Eukaryota, Metazoa, Chordata, Actinopteri, Gymnotiformes, Gymnotidae. The record is from RefSeq and is a predicted model, not a curated record.